CUGAAUCUGCCCGAAUGUUGUCCUCUCAACGGUCGCAUCGGAACUUGAGAACCACCAACGCUGGGUUCUCUUCAAGGCCCCUGCUGCCACUUUGAGUCCCGAAGCGGUUUAGCCCACGCCAAAGCUUCAAAGUACCUCACUCUUCGGAGCUCAACACGCAAAAAACUCCACGUCUAUCCAACCCCAAGAAUUUCCUCCGAUCCCGACUCUUUCUCUCCCUCUCCUUCUCACGCCAGAGCUGCAUCACUCUCCGUCCUUGAUCUCUUCGCUCCGCUCCUCGAGUUUCUGUUUGUGACCGUAAGUCACACAUCUCGAUACUUCUGCUCCCAAUUGCCCUUCCGGCCGAAAGAUCUCAAUACCUCCCACAAUGCUCAGCGCCGCUCUCCGAAGGCGCGUUCUCGCCCCUACCCACAGCGCCCUGCGAACCGGCUUCGCUGCCCACGUUGUGCGACACUAUGCCUCGUUCCCCGAGCACCAGGUCAUCAAGAUGCCCGCUCUGUCGCCCACCAUGCAGGCUGGUAACAUUGGCGCUUGGCAGAAGAAGCCCGGCGAUUCGAUUGCCCCUGGUGAUGUCCUGGUAGAGAUUGAGACCGACAAGGCCCAGAUGGACUUCGAGUUCCAGGAGGAGGGUGUCAUUGCCAAGAUCCUCAAGGAUGCUGGUGAGAAGGAUAUUGCCGUUGGAAGCCCCAUUGCCGUCCUUGUUGAGGAAGGUACCGAUAUCUCCGCCUUCGAGAAGUUCUCCGUUGAGGACGCUGGUGGUGACGCCGCUAAGCCCGCUGCCCCCAAGAAGGAGGAGAAGUCCGAGUCCAAGUCUGAGUCCGCUUCCGCCCCCGAGCCUACUCCUGAGCCUCAACAAUACCAGUCUCAGGGCCGUCUCCAGACUGCUCUCGACCGUCUCCCCAACAUCUCCGCUUCCGCCAAGCGACUUGCCCGUGAGAAGGGCAUUAGCAUCGACGGCCUCAAGGGUACUGGUAAGAACGGUCAGAUCACCGAGGAGGAUGUCAAGAAGGCCAGCAGCACCCCCGCCGCCAGCAGCGCCCCCAGUGCUUCCUACGAGGACAUUCCCAUCAGCGGCAUGCGCAAGACCAUUGCCAACCGCCUGGUCGAGUCCACCCAGACCAACCCUCACUUCUACGUCACCAGCUCCAUCUCCGUCAGCAAGCUCCUCAAGCUCCGCCAGGCUUUGAACAGCUCUGCCGAUGGCAAGUACAAGCUCUCCGUCAACGAUUUCCUCAUCAAGGCUAUCGCUGUCGCCAGCCGCAAGGUUCCCCAGGUCAACUCCAGCUGGCGCGACGGUAACAUCCGCCAGUUCAACAACGUCGACGUCUCUGUUGCCGUUUCCACACCCACUGGUCUCAUCACCCCUAUCGUCACCGGUGUUGAGGGCCGUGGCCUCGAGGCCAUCUCUAGCCAGGUCAAGUCUCUCGCCAAGAAGGCUCGUGAUGGCAAGCUCAAGCCUGAGGAGUACCAGGGUGGUACCAUUUCCAUCUCCAACAUGGGCAUGAACCCCGCCGUUGACCACUUCACUGCUGUUAUCAACCCUCCCCAGGCUGCCAUCCUCGCUGUUGGCACCACCAAGAAGGUUGCCAUCCCCGCCGAGAACGAGGCCGGUGUUGAGUUCGACGACCAAAUCACCCUUACUGCCAGCUUCGACCACAAGGUCGUUGACGGUGCUGUCGGUGCUGAGUGGCUCAAGGAGCUCAAGCAGGUUCUUGAGAACCCUCUUGAGCUUCUUCUGUAAAUUAGGGGUAGAGCGUCAAGUGGCCCCUGAAAACCGAAUUAUGUUGGGAAAGUUGAAAGGGCUGGUACAGCGAAGAAUGACUUUUUAUAGAACAGGAGGAGAUGAUCUCUGAGGGAUGGAGAUGCGACAAGGAGUUUACUUGGGAUAUCAUGGGGACACCCAUGAGAGCAUUCCUGGGUAAGAAUGGGUGAAUCACGACGACGAUGAGCAUCUAUGAGGACACCCACAGAGCUUCUUCGUCUGAUCAUGUCGCAGCAUUCGUGGAAGAUUUACGAGGCCGGAAAAGCCCGUGUACAAUGACCAUUGAUUAAUAAUGUUAUAUCUUUUCGAACUUGGGGGGUGUUUUGGACAAAGAAUCUAUUGCAUAUGCCCUCAUUAUAUGUUUCCUCCUAUUGCCUGCUUUACGACCGCUGGAUAUGACUACUUGCACUGUGCCUACACUGCAUAUAUCACGACAAGAUUUGAAUAUACGAUUCUCCCCUCAUGCGAUCAAUAGCUCGGCCUGUGCGAAGCAAUUGCUGAGAUGGGCCAUCUUUAGAUCAAGUAUCAGUCGACAAGACGCUGUAAUGAUUUGCUAGGAUUCGCAUGGAAAUUGGUGAGGCCCUGGGGCAUGUUUGAUUUUCAGAAGACAAGCAAGUAAGUUCAGUAGAGAAGAGGCGGGCAAUGUCAAGUGCCCAAGUACAUUAAUACAUAAGGUGAGAUUUUCCUUCAUCGUCAAGUCAUUACAGAUCCCUCAACGCCAGGUUCAAAAUUGUGACACAACUGAUGGAUCGACGG
Messenger RNA from Fusarium verticillioides 7600, 2518 nucleotides. RefSeq names its product dihydrolipoamide acetyltransferase component pyruvate dehydrogenase complex. Gene Ontology annotation, molecular function: dihydrolipoyllysine-residue acetyltransferase activity. Gene Ontology annotation, cellular component: pyruvate dehydrogenase complex. The record is from RefSeq and is a predicted model, not a curated record. Lineage: Eukaryota; Fungi; Ascomycota; Sordariomycetes; Hypocreales; Nectriaceae. Gene Ontology annotation, biological process: pyruvate decarboxylation to acetyl-CoA. The coding region runs from base 368 to 1741 and encodes 457 amino acids. The transcript has 3 exons.